AUGGCGCGCGAGCUGAGCCAAGCGGCGCUGCUGGAGUUCCUGUGCGGGUCGGGGGGCCGAGCGGGCAACGCCGCCCUGCUGGGCCACUUCGGGCGCUUCCUGCGGGACCCCGAGGCCGGCGCGGAGGAGCUGGGGCGGCGGCGCGAGCGCUUCAAGGGCUUCGUCAACGCCGUGGCCACCGUGCGGCGGGAGGGCCCCGGCGCCGCCAAGGCCGUGGUGGUGCUGCGCAGGAGGUACCGCGAGCUGGUGGGCGAGGAGCCCGGGACCCCCGGCGCCGCCCCAGAGCCCCCGGACACCCUCGACGUGCCCGGCCGGCGCGCACAGCGGCUGGGCCCCGGCGGGGAGCGUCCCGGGCACCGGGCGGAGGAGGCAGGUGAGCGCCCCGCCAGACGCACCUGCAGCCCGGCCCGGGAGCUGCGCGCUGGCCCGGGGCCGGCCUCGCCUGCGCCCGUCCGGGCCACGGGCGCGCCCCCCAGCGGCGACGGCGGCCCCCUCCUCCAGCAAAGGGUUCACGCCUGGGUCGCCAGCGCGCGAGAGGUCGCCCUCCGGCCAGACUGCGCCUUCGAGGGAGGCCCCGCCCGGCCCUCGCCCCCCGGCUCGGCUCAUAGCACCUGCCCUUCACCGGCCCUCGACUCGCCGGAGCGCCGGGCCUCGCCCCUCGGAUCGGCUCACGGCUCCUGCCCUUCACCGUCCCUCGACUCCCAGCUCCGCCGGCCUCCCGGGCUGGAGGAAUGGCCUGAGCACCACCUCAGAUCGGCUCACAGCUCCUGUCCUUCACCGUCCCUCGACUCCCGGCUCGGCCCGCCUCCCGGGCUGGAGGAGUGGCGGGAGCAUCACCUCGUCUUCCGCAGCAUCCGGUGCCAACUCUCCCUGCAGGACCUGGAUGAAUUCCUGGAGCAGGAGAGCCCCGCCAGCGAGGACGGCAGCAGCAGCAGCGCCAGUGGGGGCAGCGACUCCUGUCGGGGGGAAGCGGAGGCCGAAUCUCUGCCCCGUCCUCCCCCCGGGGGUCCCAAUGGCUGCCUCGGAAAUCCGCUGGGGGUUGGCAGGAACGAUGUGGGGAAGAGUCUUUCUGGCAAGCCCCGGGCCAAUGGGCUGGUGGGGCUGUCCGCCGGGGCUAGGGGACCGUUGCCGGGGGGGCCAGUUCCAGGACGCCAGGCCUUGCCAGGCCAGAGGACUUGGGGGUCCUCGUCGGAGGACAAGCUGCUGGAUAAAGACGGCCAGAGGCCGAGCGGGCAAUCGCCAAAGCUCCAAAAGGGGACCCGCCAGCCUCCUCCAAAUCUGGACGCUCCCUUAAGUCCGCACCUAGCCCCCCGGCAAGGCCUCCCAAACAGCGCCCCGGCCGUGGAAGGGUCAAUCCCGGAUGGAGACGGGUCCCCCGAACACAGGUCAUCCUUAGUCCCCUUGGAGCCCCGAGAGCACGCCUGGUUGGUAAAGGUGGCCGCGGGGUCAUGGCUGCAGGUCCGGGCCCUCUUCCUGGAAGACCCCCUCCUCGCCACCCACAAGGACUUCAUUUCGGGCUUCACGGUGCUCCACUGGCUGGCCAAGCACGGCAACACUCAGGUGCUCCUGGAUUUGGUCACGGGGGCCCAGAGGGCGGGCGUGGCCCUCGACAUCAACGUCCGGUCCGGCUGCGGCUACACCCCUUUGCACCUGGCCGCCAUCCACGGCCACCAGCCGGUCAUCCGGCUGCUGGUGCAGAAGCUGCGGUGUCAGGUUCAGGUGCGGGACGGCAGCGGCAAGAGGCCCUGGCAGUACCUGAGCAGCUCCACCUCGGGGGAAAUAUGGCAGCUCUUGGGGGCACCCAAGGGCAAAACCAUCUUCCCGGCCCGCCCAAUCGCCCGGAAUGCCUCUCUGCCCCGGAGAGGGAAGAGUCCUGAGCUGGCGAGGAAAAUCAGCCGGAAAACGUCUUUGGCUGCCUACUUGAAACCUCAACACAUUAAGUGGAAAAUGGCCAACAAGUAUCCGGCGCUGCAGGAGAGGGAGGAGGACAGCGACUGA
Molecule: messenger RNA, 1998 nt
Organism: Euleptes europaea (tarantolino)
Lineage: Eukaryota; Metazoa; Chordata; Lepidosauria; Squamata; Sphaerodactylidae
Gene: SOWAHB
Product: sosondowah ankyrin repeat domain family member B
Exons: 2
Coding region: 1-1998 (665 amino acids)
Molecular function (GO): protein binding
Source: RefSeq, a predicted model, not a curated record